Messenger RNA from Motacilla alba alba, 1817 nucleotides. Its product is annotated as protein bric-a-brac 2-like. Lineage: Eukaryota; Metazoa; Chordata; Aves; Passeriformes; Motacillidae. The transcript is spliced from 2 exons. Bases 866 to 1342 code for a protein of 158 amino acids. The record is from RefSeq and is a predicted model, not a curated record.
AUUUGCAGUUUGAGUGUUCAUUUUCAUUUUUUUCCUGUUGUUUUCUUCUGUUCACCCCCCCCCCCUUUUUUUUUUCUCGGCGAGGGUGGGGGAAGAGAGGGAGAGGUGUUGCAGUUGGUACUCUGGCAAAGGGCGAGCAGUUUGCUGCAGUCGUCUGUGCUUUUACUUUUCCCAUCAUGAUAAAGCGAUACUUUCUUUUUGACAUUUCCACCAUCAUACGCGAUCUUCUUGUCACAUAUGCAUAUUUAUGCAAAUUUAUUUCUUUUUUACCCACUUCGGUCUCGUCCCUUAUAUCUCCCUUGCACCAUAAUUUGUUUGGAGGCAUUUUGCUGCAAUCAGCUAUUGGAAAGGCUCUGAGGUUCUGUGUGAGAUGUUUACAAAGUAGCUUUGCUUUACAGGGAAAUAAACAGAAGAGUGUGGAGGAGAGGAGGGAAAAAAUAUCUGCAGUACAGGCAGAGAAAGAAAGAGCGAAGCCACAGUUUCUUUUAAGAGCGAAGAGGGGCAGGAGCGGUACCUCAUGCUCUGUGUGAGCCUGUGGUUUUCAGGGAAACACAAAACCAACACGUAGGGUUUUUGGUUAACCACUUUCCGUGCCACCACCACAGCCACGAAAAAGCAAAAAGGGACAGGGAUGGGGACCGGCGGGAGGGACAAGGGAGGCGGCUGCUCAGAGGAAAUCUUGGAUCUUCUGGGAUUAAGCGGUUCACCCGCUUUCGCUUAAGCUAUUCCGUGGUGGGUCCCCCUUCCCCCCAUUUUUUCCCCCUUUCUUUUCUCCUGCUCCUUCUCUUUUCUUCUUUUUCUUUAUUUCCUUUCCGGGCACGGGUAAAAUGCCCGCUUUUGUGGUGGGCAUGGGCUUCCGCACGUGAUGGAGCGGGGACUGGCACUGGGGAGAGCCAGCGUGCGCGGACCGGUGGCGGGGGGAGCGGGGUGGAAAGAAAAGGAGAAAAAAAGAGACAAGCACCACCACCACUCACCCCCACCCCCCCCCACACACACACUCCUCCCCAGCUCGGCAGUAAAUCGGCUUCUCUGCAAAGCUGGGGCGGGGGCGGGCGAGGCGGGGGCUGGCGGCGUGAGGCGCCUCCGCGGCCGCCGUGCUUUGCCCCUUCCCCGCGGGAGAGGCCGCCGGCAGCCCCGCACCGCCUCGGGGAGCGGGGGCGGCCCCGCCGCAGCCGCCCUGAGGGACGGGGCCCGGGCAGCCGCCGUUCCGCCCGCCCGCCCCCGCACACAUCUCGCGGGCGCGCAGGGUCGGGGCGGGCAGGGCGCGUCCCGCGCUGCCGCUGCGGAAGGGUUUAAUCACAUACUACUGUUGGAGAACUGGAAUGGUUGUCAGUCUACGUGAGCAGUGAAAUCUCCAGUAAAAGUGCCACUGUCAUAUGGAUAGAUUUAAGGCAUUACCAUAGCUUUGAAUAAAGAUUGUCCUAAACUUCAACAUCUGAUUCCUCUAUGGGUGUGUAUGAAAAGCUGCAGUGUUGCCAGCCUUCCCCUGCAGCAAGUGUCCAGAUGGACACUUUGAUAGUUUAUGUAGGGUGUUUCACACAUUCCUUAUUCAUAUUUUAGAAUUUGUUCCUUUCAGAUGUGUGUUCACAUAGCCAUCCACUGGUACUUAUUUCCAAUUUACAAAGAUAAUCACGGUGUUUACACUGAACUGAGGCCUGUGUUUGCAGCUGUUAUAAUAGAUUGCACUUGCAGGGAGUGGUUUGGUUGUAGAGAGUCAAACCAUUCAUGAGGAAGUAUUCAUUGUGAGUAAAAUUGCUGAAUUUACAAUCUGUGUGCUGAUCAACUUAAUCAAAAAAAGAAUAAAUUAUAAGAAGUGC